AUGUUAACCGAAGGCCAGAAAGGCGAUGCAAAAGAAUGUUCUUCACCAUUCAAGGGCAUUUCAUUAGCUCUUGAUCCUAACCUAAUUAACUUAGUGCCAAGUGGUGCGACAACCGUACCUGAAUCAGAAAAUGAGCUCGAUAAACAAGAAGAAGUUGAGGUCGCAAAUGCGCCCAGCCAAUCAUUGAUUAACAAUCCAUAUGAAAUGUUUGAAAAAAUGCCCUUAAGUCGACUUAUUCCUAUUAUUUUAAGAAACAGGGGCCCCAAUUUCAAGUUUGCAGAUCUCACAGAGGAUGCGCUGUUGAAAGAAAUCAGCGGGGAAAACAAUGAACAAACUAUUGAAAAAGAUGCAGAUGGUGACUACAAAAUGGGCUCAGAAUCCAUUGAUGAGCUAAAAGGAAGAGAAGAAUCUUUGCAACCACUUCGGGUUGACGAGAACUCUUUGACAGAUGAGAGUGAAUCGGUGUCUCAAGAUCAGUUUCAGCAGCUCAAGAAGAACGUCAUUCAAUCAAUCAACAUGGCGUUGAAUGAAUCCUCACUUUCAUUGGAAUUUGUUUCGUUACUUCUUUCUUCUGUUCGACCAGCGGCUGCUACUGCAUCGAUGUCACCAUAUCUGAAGAAAACAGUCCCAGCAGCGUCACUGAAUGCCGAAAAAAUCCCCCUGAAACGGUCUACGAGGUCGGAAGUAAUAUCAAGUAGAAUCACGCACAAAGGGUGGAAGCUAAGAAGCCUCGAGGAGUCCCGGUUGUUAUUGAAGGAAACGUAUCACAGUUUAGAAAGAAGCAUCGAGAAAGAGCACGACUACUGGUCCAAAAUUUGCCAGUAUAUUUCAAACAAGGAUGUGGUCUUCAAAAUGAAGGACAGAGAUACUGGAGAAAGGUCGCUGGGAAUAAAAUAUGGAUAUGAAGAUUCUGGUUCCACCUAUAAACAAGAUAGAGGAAUUGCAAUUCUGAGGCAUGAUUCGAAGAUGAACAAAUUAGAGCUCGUUCCUUUCGAAAAAAGUCAAUCAGCUGUUCAUAUCAAUAAGAGAAAUAAUGAAAAAUUUCUCAGAGUUCGAAUUUUCACAAAAAUUGAAGAAGAGGAUGACUAUAUUCUAACAGGAGAAUCAUGUCUAGAUAGUGUUCUAGCAACUUCUGAAGAUUCUACCCAAGAGGUGGACAUACGACACCAAAUUUCUAAACUCAAGUUUUUUAUUUUCGAUCAAGAACUAAUGUAUCAGCUAAAGAGAGAAAGUGAAACUCUAAUUUCAUAUGGGGUCAGUAUUGAGAACGAAAACAAAAUAGUCGCAGAAUUCCCUUCUGAAAAGAUUGAAAUAGAAAUGUUGCAAUUAGAUGAUGACAUUAUUAUGAAUCAUCAACAAGAUGCCCCAAAGACGAAUGAUAAGAAAGCAAAUCUCAUCCUCACCAUGCUCAGGUUAUUGCUGGUUAUUAUGUACAAGAAACAAAUGAGACAAAGACUUCUAUCACCUCCUAGUUCAAAACGAACACAUAGCAAGAGCUCGAAAACUAGAAGUUCCUCAAAGGAUGCGUCUGAUACUAGUAUUUUAUUACUAAGGCCAAUUAUGGGGAAAAUCAGACAUCAAAGUUAUCUUGAUCUUCUGAAAAAACUAACCAAAGAUUUCAUUCUAGAUGCUGUCAAAGACUCAAAGCUGACUGUCAUCUCAGGAAAUGAAAGAUCAAACUCAGACAUUUCGAAUACAGAUUCUGAUAUUCAUAUUACAAAAUUGAACAAGGAAAUAGGGAUGUUUGACGAAAUUUUAAGAAUGCCACGGUCAGAGAUAUCGGUCGAUUUAAAUGAAAAGGGAAAAAUCAAAUUGGUUUUAGAAAGCUCCAAUUUUUGUAAUGCGGUGAUCAAAGUUACAUACGUAAAUGGCACUGCAAAAGCAUUAUUUGAUACAAAGUUCUCUGAUUUCAAAGAACUAGAGGAGUUUUUGCAUUUUAUAAUAAAUGAAUAUGUUGUAUAA
This is a messenger RNA of Lachancea fermentati, 1962 nucleotides long. NCBI's taxonomy places the organism in Eukaryota, Fungi, Ascomycota, Saccharomycetes, Saccharomycetales, Saccharomycetaceae. The record is from the annotation of a GenBank genome assembly.